Molecule: messenger RNA, 510 nt
Organism: Mercenaria mercenaria
Lineage: Eukaryota; Metazoa; Mollusca; Bivalvia; Venerida; Veneridae
Product: antifreeze protein Maxi-like
Exons: 2
Coding region: 1-510 (169 amino acids)
Source: RefSeq, a predicted model, not a curated record
AUGGUAGGAAUAGUAGUAGUAAGAGCAGCUGCAGCAAUAUUAGCAGUAGGACUAGUAGCAGCAGCAACAGUAGCAGUCGAAACAGUAACAGCAGUAGCAGCAGCAGCAGCAGCAGUAGGAGGAGGAGGAUGGGGAGGAGAAGGGAGUAGAACAGCAGUAGCAGUAGUCGAAGCAAUAGGAGCAGUAGCAGUAGCAGCAGCAGUAGUAGAGGCAGUAGGAAUAGUAGUAGUAAAAGUAGCAGUAGGAACAGUCGUAGCAGCAGCAGUAGUUGUAGUAGUAGCAGUAGCAGUAGGAGAAGCAGUCGUAGUAGCAAUAGUAGUAAUAGAGAUAGGAGCAGCAGUAUUUGCAGUAACAGUAGCAGGAGUGGAAGAUGAAGCAGCAGUAGUAGCAGUAGCAGCAACAGUAGCAGCUGCAGCUGCAGCAACAGAAGCAAUUGCAGAAGUAGUAGCAGUAGGAGUAGUAGUAGCAACAGACGUAGUGGUAGUAGUAAUGACAGCAGCAGAACAAUAG